This is a messenger RNA of Symbiodinium sp. CCMP2592, 393 nucleotides long. NCBI's taxonomy places the organism in Eukaryota, Dinophyceae, Suessiales, Symbiodiniaceae. The record is from the annotation of a GenBank genome assembly.
AUGGAGCAUGGUUUGCGUUCACGGCAUGUGCUUCGGGUUCAAGCGGCUAGCUGCGCGGACACGAUAUUACAGCUUCUGGCCAAGCCUUGCUGCCGAGUUAGUCGGAAGAUGGCGCUCCGAUCUGCAACGAUCCUCCUGCCCCUGGCUGUCGUGGUGGCCUUCCUGACCCUGGCCCCCAGCUUCGUGCCGGCAGCCAACAAGGUGGAGCCGUCUUUGCGGGGCUCGGCUGUGCUCACCUCUGGCGCCGCGGCUGCGUUGAUCGGAUCCGUUCCAGAGCCAGCGCACGCAUUCUCUGAGACGGAGCUUAACCAGUUUGGUCUGGUCUUCGCCAUCUUCUUUUUGGGCUUCUUCAUUGCCGGAUUGGUGCGCAUGUUCAACGUCGGCAAGCUCUGA